This is a messenger RNA of Camponotus floridanus (Florida carpenter ant), 2258 nucleotides long. It is a transcript of the gene Pngl, whose product is annotated as peptide-N(4)-(N-acetyl-beta-glucosaminyl)asparagine amidase. Gene Ontology annotation, biological process: protein quality control for misfolded or incompletely synthesized proteins; protein deglycosylation; glycoprotein catabolic process. The record is from RefSeq and is a predicted model, not a curated record. Gene Ontology annotation, cellular component: cytosol; cytoplasm; nucleus. Lineage: Eukaryota; Metazoa; Arthropoda; Insecta; Hymenoptera; Formicidae. The coding region runs from base 302 to 2161 and encodes 619 amino acids. Gene Ontology annotation, molecular function: peptide-N4-(N-acetyl-beta-glucosaminyl)asparagine amidase activity. The transcript is spliced from 7 exons.
UUUAGCGUCAAUGAGGCCGCAUCUUUAUUUGAGGAUUUUUCUUGAUAGCAGAGAAAAGACAAAGGUGUCACGAGUCACGAUCACUCGCUCCCUGAUCCCUGAAAGCAAUACGCCUUCUGUGAACAUUAAAAUUGUGGACAUGAACUACAAAAUGUCGACGAAUAUUCUCAGAAGGUAGCCAAUGCCAGCGACAUACGAGUCAGCAAUAUUGAUGAUACUAGACUGGUGAAUGUCCGACAAUGAUAUUCAGAUAAACAGGUGAUCGCGAACUAAUCGGAUACACGUGUGAGUCUUAAUAAAUAUGGAGAGUCUAGAACGUUGUGUAAAGUCGCUAGAGGAGAAUGACAACAACGUGCGCGACGAAGCACGGAAAGCAUUAUUAAAUAUUUGUUGUAAUGUAUUGGGAUCGCCGAACAAUAACAAGGCACGCGAGGUACAUCUGGAUGAUGAAGUAGUCAUCGAGAAGCUUCUGCCAGCUAUCGGUGCCAUGGAAUGUUUGUUCGACGUCGGUUACGUCGAGGAUGGGGAACGUAUAUUUUUGCCAGACAACGCAUCUCUUUCAAGACUUCAACAUUUGUCAAAAUUGUUAUCUGCUGUGUCAGAGAGCAUAUCUGUAACUGAGGAAAAUUCUACAAUGCGGAAAGAAUUUUUCAAAAGAAUUUCUGGACAUUUUCACGAUGUUUUACAUUAUGAAGAUCCAAAUUUACAAAGAAAGGCUAAAAAUCUUAUACCAAUUAGACAAUUAGAAAUUGCAGCUAUGAAAAAGAUGAGAGAGAUACAAAAGGGUCUUAAAUUUAACAAUGCGGGAGAAAGUACCUCAGAUCAAUUUGAGGUCUUGAUGGCUAAAGAUUUGCUGCUUGGCGAGCUUUUACAUUGGUUUAAGCAUGAAUUUUUUAAAUGGGUUAACAGUCCAAAGUGUUCAAGAUGUUCUAGUGAAUGUGUAUAUGAGAGUUUAGUACCAUCUACAGAUCGUCAAUGCUCGAGGAUAGAGUUACACAGAUGUAAAAAAUGCAAUGUAGUUGUCGAAUUUCCUCGUUAUUCGCAUCCAGAGCCAUUAUUGAUGCUGAGACGCGGUCGUUGCGGAGAAUGGGCCAAUGUGUUCACACUUUUAUGUCGUUCGCUAGAUUAUGAUGCACGGUUUAUAUGUGAUGAGACAGAUCACGUUUGGACAGAGAUAUGGUCCGAAUCAAGUAACAGAUGGAUUCACCUAGAUCCGUGUGAGAAUAUAAUAGACAAGCCAUUAAUGUAUGAGAAAGGAUGGAAAAAGAAAUUAACAUAUAUAAUAGCCUAUUCCAAGGAUGAAGUGCAAGAUGUUACAUGGCGUUAUACACGAAAUCCUGAAGCCGUCCUGAAAAGGCGGAAAAUUUGCAGCGAACAGAGCUUAAUAAAAUUUUUACGAUCAUUAAGUGAUCAACGACAAAAUUCGCCGAAUUACAGCCGAGCACGCAGAGAAUAUAUCGUCAAGCGGAGUCUGUCGGAGCUUGCUAAUAUGCUAUACAUUCCAAAUUUACAAAAUGAGAAUUCCGAUGAAACUUACGAAGGGCGGACCUCGGGUUCUCUUGUAUGGAGAUUAGCACGAGGUGAAACCGAACAGGCCAACAUAGAAAAGAAUUAUAUUUGGGAUGUUUCUAAAUAUGAACAAACAUUUGAAUUGCAAUAUAAUAUUGUUAAAGACAUAUAUCAUAUUGUGCAUAAUGAUGGUACAAUUUUGGAACAAAAAUCUGGGUGGCAGGAAGGAAUAAAUACUACAGAUGGUGGAAUCUUUCGUAAAGUGGAAGAUGAUUGGAAGAUGGUUUAUUUAGCGCGAUCUCCGGAUGCACAGUGUGGACGUAUUAAAUGGACUUUUAAAAUUGCAAAUUCUAAAUUGUAUUUAGAGACAUUUAAUCUAAAAGCUAAAUCAGAAGUGUUUCAUGAAGCUAGUGUAUCCUGGAAGAUUGAAGCUGUUUUUAGUGAUGAUAAAGUGAUUGCCAUACCUAUUUCUAACUGCAAUAAUUUUUAUACAGAAGAAAUACAAAAAGCUGUGAAAUUAGAUAUAAUUGUAACAUUGUCUGGCGGACAAGGUCAACUUGCUUGGCAACAUGCUCAACUAUUUCGACAAAGUCUAGAGAAUAUCGAGGAACCAUCUAUGAUAGUUAGUAUUCGACUGAAAAAUCGCACAUGAUUUCUACAAGCUGUAUGGUUAAUGAUUGAAGUUUUGUAGGGUAAAUUAUUUAGAAUUUUCUUCCAGUUAAAAUUUUUUAUUAUCUAAAUAUAAUAUC